AUGGAUCCCUUCAGUCUAACGGUUGGUACCUUGAGCCUGAUCGGGGCCGUCAAAUCAUGCCUGAAGCUGGCAGGGAAACACGUCGGGCCCUCCAAAUUCGGAGCCGCGGAGCCGGCCCUCAUCACCACGACACUGUAUGAAGCUCUCGGCAUUCUGACCAACCUUCAAACAUACAUGGAGCUUCAUGAAGAGGAUGACCGACAUUUACAAACACUGGUUCAUCUGGGACCUGUCAUGGAACGCUGCCAACAAGCUUUACAGUCAAUCAAGGCCUUCAUGCAGGGCACGAGCACACUCGACAAGAUGUGGAAGGGCGCAAAGUUUGACAAAAGUUUCAAGAGUGUUAUAACUGCUGUUGAAGAAAGCAGCAAGCUCUUCAAGUUGGCGGUCAUGGCGGACCAACAAGCACUUAUGCUCGGCGUGGGAAGAUAUCUCCACGAGAUUGGAAAGGAUGUUGAAACGAUCAAGAUAGGCCAGGAGGAGGCACAGAACGGCAGUUCGUAUGCCAUGGUCAGGGCAUGGCUCGGUGUGCAGGCCGACAAUGACAUGAACAGCCAGCGCCACCAGGACCAUGGUCGUUCGCGUUACCCUGAAAGUUGCGAGUGGCUCGACUCGCACGUCGAUUUCGCCCAUUGGAUAAACAGUCCGCCAUCUUCAGACAGAGUGGCUGGCAUCUGGCUGAAAGGCUCUCCAGGUGCCGGGAAAUCACAUGUAUGCUCCAAGGCGAUCGAAACUGUGGCCAAAACGCAGGAUGUGUGUCUUUACUAUUUCUACAGCUUCGACUAUCAGUUUUCAACAUCGCCUCAGCCCAAAAAUGCAGCGAAUGAAAGCAAGCUACGGAUGGCGUCACUCCUGAUCGACCAGCUGUUGCGCAUCAUGUGGAAAGAAGAUCCAUCCGUUGCUAAUCGCGUCUGGAAUUUCGUUGAAGUCGAAGCGAAGAACACGAAGACACUUGCCCAAGUUGUCCAAAUUCUUUUGAAGAAUCCGCCCCAAGAAGGAAGUACAGUACCACAACAGGGUCAGGGCUCACCCUCCCCGCGUCGCAAGAUCUAUCUCCUUCUAGAUGGUCUGAAUGAGACCCAGGGUUCUUUCACUGGGCAGGAUCUUCUGAAUGUGGCUUUGGAUCUAUUCCGCGGCCUUGAAGACGAAAUGACCAGGCUGAAUCCGACGUUCGUGAACACCUUGCUCGAGAGGUUCCGAAGACGAUGGAUACCAAUUUCGGGCUCAUUGACCAUGAGAUUCGUGGAAAACCCUGUCAUGGUCGCAUGGGUACUCGACACGCUUCAAACGAGGGCCAAGGGCAACUUUCUCUAUGCCAAAUUGGUGAUGGAUCUAUUGGAUGAUACCAUCAGCCCGGAUGACUUGAUUUCUUUCCUCGACUCAGAAAUUCCGGAUGCUUUCACAGACAAGUACGAACGCAUAUUCUUUCGAUAUCAGAAAGCCAAGCAUAAAUACGUCAGGAAGGCAGUGACUACUUUAGUCAGCUCCAGUAAUUUCCAGACCCUACUACAGGUCCAGAGCCUCAGUGUUGAUGACCAAUUUGAGCAGCUCCCAUUCGGAAUUGAUGAAGAUGAGGUUAUGGAGAUGAUGCAGCGGGAGGGCUAUCAUCACCUCCAUCGGCAGUCUUUCCCCUCCUGGCUCUUUAGAGAGAAGAACAGAGUCAUUGAGGGAUACAGCUCCUAUCGCGGACAAUAUCGACAUUUCGUCAAUGAAUGGGGCUACUUGCUUACACGGGCAACCUCGCCUUCCGACCAGGACUACUUCCCUGGCGAGGUUGAGCGAUGUCUUUCUGGCAUGAUGGGACCAUCGAGCUUCCUGGCCGACAUGAAGGAGAAGUACCCAAGUUUCAUGUUGAGCCAGGAGCCGUUCGACUGUCUAGAGUCAAGCCCGCGUGUCCUGACAGAGAGGCUAUCUACUGCGGGCGACCAAUUCUUGGUCAUUUCCACAGUUCCAGGGCAACGUAGACACCUUCGAGCCUCUUUUGCGAGCGAUCACGACCCAUUGCCCCUGUCCUUCCGCAUUGAAACGUGGGAUCUGAGGGAGGCCGCUAUACCAAGCCUGAUAUCGACCAGCAAUAUUUCUGCCGCUAACUUGAGCGGCGCAUUUGGUCCAGCAGCGAGCAUGGCCGUCACUCUCAAAGAUGACCUGAAGAAGUCAUACAUCUUGCUUGACGAUUUCGCUAUCCCAAACCAGGGAGAUUCAAAACCUCUACUCCUGCAUGAGAAACAACGCCAGCACGAUCUGGAAAGCAUCAGCUUUGAUUUUCGAACGAGAGGUCGUAUCGUUGUGUCAGCCAGAAGGAGCAAGUACAAGUCCAAGGCAGCCCCGCAGCGACCCUCGCAACACCGCCAUGGGGAUAAAGGGGCAAUUAUCGAAAGUCAUGGGGACUGCAGCAGCACAGAUUCUGAUGCUUCAUUAUCUGAGCGCGAAGACGUCAACGCAGCAGAAGAGACAUGCAGCGAAGGUUCCACAGAAUUCGAUUCGGCCGAGGAAAGUUCAGACGAUGGAACGGGUGAGCGCGAUGAAUCCUCCUCGGGCGAAGAUGUUGCGUCUCCAGACACUGCAAGUGAGGACUCGAGUGACGGCUCCUACGACAGUUCCAGUAGCUAUGAUGAGGACGGGUACCCAAAGACCGACCGGAAAGCAAGUGACCAGAAGCGGAAAGGGACAUUUGCGAGCGGGGUCAUCGAAAGCGAUUCUGCAUUUAGAUGGGAAGUAGAGGAGACGACGCGGACACGUGAAAGACGCAUGCCGCGUCUGUCGGAACGCAAAGAUAUGAUUCAUGUCUCUCUGAGCGUAUACGACAUACGGUCAGGCGAUCCAGUUCGCCUGUUCCACUUCCAGCAGGACUUACCCGUCAUGCUCUACAGCUCACCACCAGCUCUGCACCCCUCCAAGUCGCUGGUAGCAUGGCCCCUCGGAGGCGGUGAUGUUCUCUUUGCCGAUUACAUGGCUAACACUUACUUCAUCCGCGGCGCGGUUCCCAACACCCAGGACAGUCGACAUAUCACAAUGCAGAGCCAUUUCUCAGCAUGUGGGAGAUACCUGCAUAUCGCCAGCAUCGAAGCACGUAUUGUCGAGAAACACAAGCCAAAGUCAAACCGUUCCGGCCAGGAGCCCGGCAGCAACAGCCUCCUCGCAAGCAAUUCGGACCAGUCAGCCACUGUAAGGGCCACAGGUCCCAACCUGCGCAGCCAAGAACUGGUCCUCUCAGCAUUCGUCACCACCCAUCGGCUGUCCGGUUCCAAAACGACGCGCAGCCCCCCGCGACUGAUCCACAGGGCCAUCGUGGGACUCGGAAGAUACGCAGCCCUGUCUCUUGACAAUCUCCCCAUCACCUUCAGCUGGGCACCGAAGCACGUAUACCUCAGCCUCAGUGGCCACCGCCUCAACGUAAUCCGCAUCCGCCUCUCCCGAUCCAGCCCGUCACCACAAGAGCCCGCCGACCCCGCCGCGUGCACGCCCCGGCUGCCGGUGAUGCUGCCUCUCUCCGCCACCGGCCGCCAGGUGCACUACCUGCCCCCUCCACCCGCCGCCAGCGACGGCACGAGCGCCACCGCCGGCGUGGACGCGCGCGGGAUAGUGCUCAUGGGCAGCUACGGCGGGUACGGCGACCGUGUGCAACUCCGGCCGUCGGCGGAGGUGCCGCACCGGGACCACCACGGCGUCGACGCCGGCCACACCAUGCCGUACCCUUGCCCGGCGGUGGGCUUCUACGUGGAUGAGGAGCGGGACUUUGGCGGCUGGCUCCCCUAUGAGGCGGAAGGCACUGGGGCCCCGGCUCGCGGUGAGAAAUUCCGUGAUGGCCGGCUGGUCCAGCGCAAGAUGGAGGGGUUCGGCGCACAGGAUGAUGUUGACUUGGAAGGGAUUUGCUUUUACUAG
Molecule: messenger RNA, 3882 nt
Organism: Diaporthe citri
Lineage: Eukaryota; Fungi; Ascomycota; Sordariomycetes; Diaporthales; Diaporthaceae
Exons: 9
Coding region: 1-3882 (1293 amino acids)
Source: RefSeq, a predicted model, not a curated record